AUGGCAUUAGCCUAUAUCAGAAUCAAUAACACCCUCAAGUCAGGAUUUACCUAUAUCAGAAUUAUUCCCCAAAUCAUGCCCACCAAAAAACCAAGAUCUAAGGGUAUAGCUUAUCUCAUGUCUCAAAGAGACGUCCCUACGGGUCUGCAAAGCAAUAAAUCUGUACGGAUUUCUGAUUUAUCUAAUAGUGGAGCUAGUAUCAAGACACAUAUUAUCAAUAAGAGUGAUAUACUCAAUACCCUAACAAAAAAAGCAGAAAAAGAUGACCUGUAUACUUUAAUUGAGCAUGAUUGUAAAGAAUCAGAAAUAAUCAAAUAUGGAUCAAAAAGAAUUUUAGCCACAAAGUGA
Molecule: messenger RNA, 348 nt
Organism: Acaulospora morrowiae
Lineage: Eukaryota; Fungi; Glomeromycota; Glomeromycetes; Diversisporales; Acaulosporaceae
Source: the annotation of a GenBank genome assembly